CUUUGACCAGCCGUGGCGUCGAGGAAGAGGUUUGUGGCUAAAUGACCACAGAACUGUAACAUCGAUACAGCAGUAAACAUGGCGGAGGGCGGAUCAAGUCUUGAACAGUCGGUAGAUGGUGCCAGGAGGCAGUCCCUGGACCCCCUCUUACUGGAAUGUCCUAUCUGUCUAGAACAGCUGCGACAUCCCAAGUCCCUGCCUUGUCUACAUUCGUUUUGUCAGGAAUGCCUGGGUGACUACAUCUCGAAGGAGUUGUCGGGCAAGAUGGCGUCGGUGUCCUCUUUUUCUUGUCCAGUAUGUCGGAAGGUCAUCGAGCCAAUGAACCAGUCGGAGGACAAGGAACGUUGGGCCGAACAGUUUCCUACAAACAAUCUUGCCGUGGAGAUGAUCCGACAACUACAGAAGACCGACGAGUCGAUCCUAUGUAAACCCUGCGAGAACAAAGGAAACAUUAACGUCCCUGCAAAGUUCUGGUGUAAGUCGAUCAAUACUUACUUCUGUGAACCAUGUAAGAUCAGUCAUCAUGAUCUGUUCCAUGCAGAAUGUGAACCUGAGAACAUCAUAGAAGGGAACAAGUCGGAUAUGAUUAAACGAGAGACGUCGGUCAGUGGAUGUGGAAAGCACAAAGAGAAGAUGGAGUACUUCUGUGAAGAUCAUCAACUCCUUGGAUGCAGCAAAUGUAUCAUCGUCAAUCACCGGAAGUGUGAGGAAGUGACGUCAGCUGAGGAUUUCAGGGACAAGCUAGUUAAGACAUCGAAGAUUGACGAUCUACUUCAGGAACUUCGGAAAUGUACAGACGCCAUGGAGAUACUGAUUAAAGAUAUAGGCGAACAGCUUCAAUCUAUGACAGAUGAUCAAGAAACCGCUCUGAAUAGUUUAACUGACUUACGGAAAAAGAUCGACGAGCGAUUCGAUAACUUACAGAAAGAGAUUACUGACAAGCUGAUAGCAUCUUUCAAGGAGGAGAAAGAAAACCUCGACAUAUCGAGACAGAAAUGUGAACGGUUGAUGGUCUCUAUGCAGAAUACACUGAAGUCAUCAAAAGACGCCUUAAAGGACGACACCGUUGGAACGAUCUGUCUGUUCCAGAGGGGACGAGCGGAGGUCGAGUCCUGUAAUGAGCUCGUACUGGAGUUAGAAAAGUCAUCCAGGUCUACAAAUCUGAGACAUGAAUAUGACCCGGAUAUACUCGCCAUCGACACCAAGACGAGCUUUACCAUGGGAAAAAUAGUCGUUCAUCAACAACAGAGGAGAUUUCCGUGUACUGCUUACAGCACCCCGUUAUCAGAACGUCAGCUGAAAAAGACGGAAAGGAUCGAUAUCAGAGUACCUUCAGACAAGGAAGACUGUCACGCGUUGGGAGUUGUUCUUCUCUCUGGUGGCCGUAUUGUUGUAGCAGACAGGAGAAAUAGAAAGGUGAAAUUAUUUACUGAAAACGGUGAUUUUCAUUGUGAGGUGGCAUUGACUGGUCAAUCAUGUGACCUUUGCCGUAUUGAUGACACCAGUGUGGCAGUGAUGGUGGUAACCUCCCACACCAUUAGUAUUAUCACCGUCAGAGAUUUAACCCUGACUGUCUCGUCAAACAUCACGAUUCCUAACAUCAAUGAACCUUGUCUUGGUAUCACAUACAACGUCGACUCUUUUGUUGUCGGAACACUUAAAUCACUUUACAGUGUACCGAAAAGCGGCGGCAAAGCUACAAAACUUCAUACGAUUAAAUCAAAUUGUUUACACCUCGGCAGUAAUGUUCAGAAUGGACACGUCUUCGCUAGCAUUUACACUAGUACUCCUGAUGAUGUAGCCGUGACCCGACUGAUUGAGGGUACUUCUACAGACGUGCUAAAGAUCGGGGUCGUGAAGGGUACAACAGGGAUAGACGUAGACAGGGAGGGCAAUGUGUAUGUUUGUGGAUAUAAUUCUCACAACGUCAUACAGAUGUCUGGGGAGGGAACCAACGUCAGGGAACUAAUGACGUCAUCAGAUGAACUGAAGCAACCACGGGCGAUUUCCGUGUUGGGUGAUAAACUAGUGAUUACAAAUGUCUCAUCAGACCAAAACAACUUUGUACACGUGUUUCAACUGGUGUGAAUGGUAAAAGACAACAUAUGUUAUAUCAACAUGUAAUAUAGAUUAUAUAUAUGAUUCCUAGAACUCCAUCCUUAGAAAAGCGAGAAGAAUCUACAGCUUUUAAAAUAUAGGCGGUCAACAGCCCUCGAAGAAAUGAAGAAAUGGACAAUCUACCACCUUCCCCUCUCAACAAUGGAUGGAACUAACUUGAUUGUGU
Molecule: messenger RNA, 2284 nt
Organism: Ylistrum balloti
Lineage: Eukaryota; Metazoa; Mollusca; Bivalvia; Pectinida; Pectinidae
Product: transcription intermediary factor 1-beta-like
Exons: 2
Coding region: 79-2088 (669 amino acids)
Source: RefSeq, a predicted model, not a curated record